AUGAAGCCGUUAAAUAGUGACGCGAUAGAAUGCAGACGAGCACGCUCUCCCCCGCUCGUUACGAUUUUUUCAUCGGCGCGCCGCGAUAAGGAGCGCAUCGAUCGCGCGUUGCCGCUCCGCUCGCCUCGGGCGGCGGGCGCGUUGCCGCACCGCUCGGCCUAUUAUUAUUUAUUAUAUUACGGACGCUGCACGGGGCUUGCGUCACCGUGCAAUGGCCGAGUUCGGCCGCAUAUUGUCUUUUUGUUUUGCCGCUCCAGCGCCAUCACGCCUCGCUCCCGGAACGGUGUGCACAGGCUUUGUACAGGUCUUUGGGUG
Molecule: messenger RNA, 315 nt
Organism: Iphiclides podalirius (scarce swallowtail)
Lineage: Eukaryota; Metazoa; Arthropoda; Insecta; Lepidoptera; Papilionidae
Source: the annotation of a GenBank genome assembly